UUACUCAAUAGGUUGUGAAAGUGAAAGUAAAGUGAGCUGGAGAGGAGAGGCCAGUCUGCAGGUCGACAUGUUUAAAUGUGAGAGAUUCCUGAGCACCCCUAUCGGGGGAUUCAGCUUCGAGAACUGCAGCAGGAAUGCAGCUUUGGAGAGGGAGCUGCAGCAGAUGGGCUACAAACACCUGAAAGCAAAGAAGACAGGGACCACUAUCGCUGGCUUCAUCUUCAAGGAUGGGGUGAUUCUGGCAGCUGACACCCGGGCCACAGACGACAUGGUUGUUGCUGACAAGAACUGUAUCAAGAUCCACCACAUCGCCCCCAACAUCUAUUGCUGUGGUGCAGGCUGUGCAGCCGAUGCUGAAGUUACAACACAGAUGAUGGCCUCUAACAUCCAGCUCCACAGCCUGUUGACCGGGCGUAAGCCCCGUGUGGCCAUUGUUAACCGGAUGCUGAAGCAGAUGCUGUUCAGGUACCAGGGGCACAUUAGUGCAUCAGUGAUAGUGGGCGGUGUGGACUGCACAGGACCCCACCUGUAUGCAGUAUAUCCUCACGGUUCCACGGACAAACUCCCCUAUGUCGCCAUGGGUUCUGGUUCAGCUGCUGCAAUGGCUGUACUGGAGGAUCGAUUCAAACCAAACAUGGAGGAGGAAGCAGCCAAGCAGCUGGUCCGUGAAGCCAUCCUCGCCGGAAUAUUCUGUGACCUCGGCUCUGGGAGUAACGUUGACCUUCUCAUCAUCACCAGCAACAAGACCGAGUUUCUUCGUGCCUUCGACACCCCCAACAAGAAGGGCAGAAAGGAGGGUCAGUAUCGCUACAAGAAGGGGACCACUGUUGUGCUGAAAGAAACCAUCACUCCAUUAGAGAUGGAGCUGGUGGAGGAGACUGUGCAGAGGAUGGACACUGAGUGACCAGGAGGAUCCCAUCAUCUCUGCAGGAUCCAGCAAGGAGAUUGAGACGAUCAAUUUCUGUUACAAACUAAAGAAUGUUGCACCCGACAGCCGAUUCCUGCUGUGUGAUUUUGAGCACAUUGUAUCCUGAUAGAUUAUAACCCAAACAUGUUGUAUCCAACACGUGUAACGUACGAUUUAGUUUCAAAAAAUUAAAAAAAUCCCCAGGGCGGGAGGGAACGGU
This is a messenger RNA of Carcharodon carcharias (great white shark), 1127 nucleotides long. Its product is annotated as proteasome subunit beta type-7-like. The transcript is spliced from 8 exons. The record is from RefSeq and is a predicted model, not a curated record. The coding region runs from base 68 to 904 and encodes 278 amino acids. Gene Ontology annotation, cellular component: proteasome core complex. Lineage: Eukaryota; Metazoa; Chordata; Chondrichthyes; Lamniformes; Lamnidae.